AUGGCUCGACAAAUUGUCGACCCACUGUCGAAGGUUGCCUUCGCCAUGUCUUGUCUUGGCGGACGAGCGCGGAGUUGGGCCUACGGGCGCCGACUCGCCGAUCCUACGUGCUUCAGCACGUACGAGUCCUUCAGGAACGAGCUCAAACUUGUGUUUGAGCUCCCAAAGAAUGAGUUCCGGUCGAGAGCUGAGUUUUUCGACCUGCAGCAGGAUACGCAAGAUGUACAUGCGUACGCCCAACGUGCACGGUACUUGGUAUCAAACGUCGUGACCAAACCGAUUGACGAGACGACCAAGGUCGUCACGUUCGUGAAGGGACUGAAGGAUGGGCCUGUGAAGACCUAUCUUUUCCGAGAGUACCCGAGUACUCUCGAAGCUGCGAUAACUCUCGCCAUGCAAGAGGAGUUUAGCUUGCGACAGGCUAAACUACAUGUGAACGUUCCACUCCCGCCCGAACCGGCGGUUGAGGUUGUGGAUGAGGUGGAAGAUGACGUCGAUGACGAAGAGAGCGGACUCUCUUCGAGUGUUGGCAAACUCGGACGUGUCGGACAAGUUGUUCGACAACAACGUCUGCCGGUGGUGGACUUCGAGGCGAAGCAUGUGCCUCGAAGUCAGUUGGAAGCACGAUUGGCGACGGGUGCCAUCGUGAAGACCGAGAAGCGAGUAAUUCGCGCACCCUUCUCGUACAAACACCGGGUGUUUGUUGAAGAACUUCUCGUCCUGGACUUGGACGACAAGUUCGACAUGGUGUUGGGCAUGCCGUGGCUUGCACGGCAUGAUCCUACAAUCGACUGGGAGAAGCGUAUGGUCGGCGAAGAUACUCUCAGUGCAAAGACCAAGAAGGAGCGCUUCGAGGAGCAGAGUUGGGACUCGCUGAAGUCGAGUCCCUAUUACGAGAUUCUGCGAGAGCACACGGACGUGCUCCCGGACGAGAUCCAUGUGGAUCUCCCGCAGGACAAGGGAAUACAGCACGAGAUUGAUCUCGUGCUGGGAUCGAAGUAUUGUGUGACACGGCAGUGGCCACUACCGCGGGAGCAAGUGAAGGCAAUCGACGACUUCUUCGACAUCCGUCGCAAAGCAGGACAAGUGCGGGAAUCGAAGUCCCCGCACAGCGCACCAACGUUCUGUGUCAGGAAGCCACAGGACGCCGAUACCUCGAAAGAUGUCAUCAUCGAUUCGAUGUCCAAGAGCACCAUCUACAGUGCUCUUGAUCUGAGAGACGGGUUCUAUCAGAUCCUGAUGCGUGAGAGUGAUAUCCCUCUCACGGCGGUAAGCACCCCAAGCGGUAUGCUUUGGGAGUGGCUAGUAAUGCCACAAGGACUGAAGAACGCCCCUGCGACCUUCAAUAGAUGCGUCACGCAUCUAUUGCGCUCGGUGCGCGACUUCGCACCGAGCUACUUCGACGAUGUGUACGUUGACAGCCGGGCUGUGAACGAAAAGACGGACGUCGAUAUGCACAAAGAGCAUCUCCGAGAACUGCUCAUGCGCAAGCACAAGCUCUAUGCGAACCUGAAGAAGUGCAUCUUCGGUGCGAGCGAGAUACCCGUGCUAGGGUGUCUCGUUGGGAAGAAUGGCGUACGCCCUGACCCCGAGAAGGUCAGAGUGAUAAAUGAAUGGCCUACGCCAAACGGGAAGGAACUGCGGCAGUUCCUUGGCCUUGCCACGUACUUGUGCAAGUACGUGGACAACUACGCAGGCAAGAUUCGCCCGCUGUCGCAGCUUCUGAAGAAGGAAGCUGCGUGGUAG
Phytophthora megakarya is the source of this 1746-nucleotide messenger RNA. Lineage: Eukaryota; Oomycota; Peronosporomycetes; Peronosporales; Peronosporaceae. The record is from the annotation of a GenBank genome assembly.